CUGUGCGCGGGCGCACGGCGCCCUCUGGCGGCCCCCCAGCCGGCCCGGCCCGUCCCGUCCCGGCGGCCAUGAAGUCCGUGUUCGUCACCGUGGGCACCACCAGCUUCGAUGAGCUGAUCGCCACGGCCCGCUCCCCGCCCGCGCUGCAGGCGCUGCAGAGCCGCGGCUACCAGAAGCUGGUGCUGCAGGUGGGCCGGGGCUCGCUGCCGCUGCCGCAGCCGCAGCCCAGCAGCAGCCCGGCCGUGGCGGUGGAAGCGUUCCGGUUCAAGGACUCGCUGGCUGAGGACCUGCAGGGAGCAGACCUGGUCAUCAGCCACGCAGGUGCUGGUAGCUGUCUGGAGACUCUAGAGAAAGGAAAACCACUAAUAGUAGUAAUAAAUGACAAGCUGAUGAACAACCAUCAGCUUGAGCUGGCCAAACAGCUGCACAGAGAUGGCUGUGUCCUGUACUGUAACUGCAGCACUCUUGUGGAGACACUGCAAUCGAUGGACUUGUCAGCUUUGAAACCUUUUCCUCCUGGACAGCCAGAAAAGUUUGCUUCAUUCUUGGAUAAAGUUUUUGGCGGCGGCCGCGCGCCCGGCGCCUCGCGCCUCGCCCGCGUCUCCGCGCCCGCCUCAGCCGCCCCGGCCGGGAAGAUGCACAAAGGCUCCAAGAAGUACUUCGGGCAGAAGUCCUUCAGCGAGGUGGCCAUGGACGAGUACCUGGGCAGCCUGGGGCUGUACCGCAAGAUGACGGCCAAGGACGCCUCCUGCCUCUUCCGAGCCGUCUCCGAGCAGCUGUUUUCAUCUCAAAUUCAUCACGCAGAAGUUAGGAAAGCUUGCGUCUCGUAUAUGAGGCAGCACCAGUCGAGGUUUGAAUCCUAUGUGGAAGGCUCAUUUGAGAAAUACCUAGAACGACUAGGAGAUCCAAAGGAAAGUGCUGGCCAGCUGGAAAUAAGUGCCUUAUCAAUGAUGUACAAGCGAGACUUCAUAGUGUACCGGUACCCCGGGAAGGCACCCACACGUGCUACAGACAAUGGCUUUGAAGACAAGAUUUUACUGUGUUGUUCCGGUAACGGCCAUUAUGACUCUGUGUAUACAAAACAAUUUCAGGAAAAUGCUGCCAUUUGCCAGGCUGUAUUAUAUGAGAUCCUCUACAAAGAUGUGUUUGGCAUGGAUGAGGAAGAAUUAAGGUCUGCAGUUGAGGUGUUUCGAAGUGGAUCCAAGAAGAACAGAAACAGUGCUCCUGUAGGAAGUGAGGAUGCAAACUUUGGUUGUCUCCAUGAAAAAGUGCCCCGAAAUCCAUCAGAAAAGAGACUGGACGACUGGGAAGGCAAUGAUGCUGACAAUCCACAGGAAACCAAGUUCAAACAAGGCAUUGAAGAACAAAAGCCUCCAGAAAAUCCUCCAAAGAUGCCUGUUCCUUAUAAAGUGCUAAAGGCACUGGACUCUACCAUCUAUCGAAAUGUGGAGUUUGAUGUUUGGCUGGACAGUAGAAAAGAGCUUCAAAAAACUGACUACAUGGUGUUUGCUGGGAGACAGUACUACUUAGGAGAUAAGUGUCAGGUGCGUCUGGAACCAGGAGAGAAGUAUUACAAUGCUCACAUCCAGGAAGUUGGACAGGAUAGCAACACUUUGACUGUAUUUGUUGAGGAGCUGGCAGAAAAGCACACAGUUCCUUUGGCAAACUUAAAGCCAGUGUCACAAGUGGCUCCUGUCCUCGCUUGGAAUAUGGCUCACAACAGAAGAGGAGCUUAUCAGAAAGUAACAGGUGGACACUUCUCAGGAAUAGAAAUGGAUAUGAAAACACGGAAGAGGAUGCUCAAGAAGGUCCGUGGGAAGGAAGUGUUCAUGGCUGUGGCUUACAGCAGGGGCCAGCCAGUGCUGCCCCCCAGGCUGCAGCACAGUGCUCCCUCAGGGCGCUUCCCUCCCAUCCACUGCUCCCAGGGAGCUGCAGCCAUGGCACCCUACAAACCCUAUCACCAGCAGAACCCUCCCAGACAGCACCGUGACUCCGGCAUGCCCAGACACAAAAUCAGUCUUGUGAGCAACUGAGAGGCAAGAUACCAGCUUGGCCCUCAGAUAGCAUUCUACCCCAGCCCAGGGGAGAGAGGCUGUCAGAGUUAUGACAGCUUCUCGUACAGCCGCAGCCGCCGCCCGCUGCCGUGCCCGAACAAGGAGUGCCAGUACGGCUUCGUGCCAGGGGCUGCCGAGGAGCCCCAGGGGCCAGAGGAAACUGUCACCUUCUGUGAAAUCGAAGGAGAUGACACUGCUUUUCCUGCUCUGCCUAGCCACACUAGCCAUGCUCCCAUUGUCCAUGGUCCAGGGGCAUUUUGGGUAGCAAGGAGAGGUCCAAACUCUGUUCCAUCCAACAAGCAGACUCUGAGUGCCUUAGAGGAAGAGGAAGAAGCAAGUGAAAACGGGAAAUUUCAUGAGGAAUAUAUCUAUGUAUCUUCAGAUCCCAACUGUGAAACUGCAACCGUGUUUGGUUCACCAGAACCUGCAGCAAACUUGGAAGAAGGGCCAGUCUCGGUGUCACCUCCAGAUGAAGUGGCUUCCUACAGCUAUCCCCAGAAGGUGUUGGUGAACUCUGCAACAGUUUCCACCUCCACAGAUGUUUAUACUGCUCCAGCUACAGUGAGUGAGGUGGGAGAAGCCAGUGCUGUGCUUCCAGCUUACUCCUGUGAUCCCAGUGGCAGUGAUUUGCCUCGAGAUACAAAGGUCUUGCGGUAUUAUUUUAAUAUGGGAUUGCAAUACUGCCAUCAGAGCUGCUGGCCUUCCAUGAUGUACAUGCAGCCAGUGCUGCCUCCAUCUCCAGUGGAAGUUUACCCAGCCUAUGCUGAGCCAGCUCCUGUCCUGGAUCAGUCAGUGCCCCAGCUCUUCCCUGAUGCUGGGCAAGCUGAGGUCCACCAGGUCCCCUUGGAGGCAUCAGCAAAUGGAAACUUCCAAAACACAGAGCCUCCACCCCUGUCCUAUGGGCCAGUGUAUUACCCAGUGGUGUCAGACCCCUACAGCCAGCAGCCUGUGCCUGGCUUUGACUCUCUGGUUCCUGCCUACCGCUACAUUGGCACCUGGCAUCCUGUAAAUCCUCCCCAUGGAAAUUCCCCACCUGUGGCCAAGGCUGGGAGCUCAGGAGCACCACCCCAGGUGGGCUACAUGGCCUCCCCUAACCCUGCACCUCCUGAUGCACCUCAGGGAAUGUAAACCUGGGAGCUGGAGCCUCCUCCUUGGCUUCUCCUUUCUUG
Molecule: messenger RNA, 3223 nt
Organism: Melospiza georgiana
Lineage: Eukaryota; Metazoa; Chordata; Aves; Passeriformes; Passerellidae
Gene: ALG13
Product: ALG13 UDP-N-acetylglucosaminyltransferase subunit
Exons: 28
Biological process (GO): dolichol-linked oligosaccharide biosynthetic process
Molecular function (GO): hexosyltransferase activity
Source: RefSeq, a predicted model, not a curated record